CUCACACAGCAGACAGCACAGCAGACCCCCCAACAAACGCCAGCGGAAACGCUGGCCUUCGAGGAGAAACACGGAGGUGGCCUCCCGAGCCGUGUGGCGCAGGGCUUGGCCGGGUGGGCCACUCCACUGCUGAUGGCGGCCUGGUGACAGCCACGAGGCCGCCGCCCCCGGCCCCGCCGGGGAGCACAGCCCACCGCUCCCCCUCGCCAGGCGCCCAAGGACCCUCAAGGCGCGGGGCUCACACUUGAAGCCCUGGGAACGCUCAGACAGGAAACCCACUUCCUCCUAAGCGGUGUCUUGCUAGCCGGAUGAGAGGCACCCAAUUGAAGCCGAGUGAUCCUCAGCCGCUAAUAUCCAGCGCGGCCACAAAGCGGCCGGCCGUUUCCGCCGCCACUUUAGACAAAGAUAUUUGGUUAUUCCCGGGGAAGCGAGCGCACUCCGGAGCGCCGGGCCCCGGGAGGAGGCGAGCCUCCGCGCAGCCUCCCGCCCGCCGGGCUGCGGGCGUCGGGGAACUCGCCUCCUCCCGGAGCGCGCCUUCCCCCGGGGUUCACGCUCAGCUCCGCUCGGCGCCCGCGCGGCCCCCCGUCCGGGCCCUCCCCGGGGCAGCGGGGACCCGGGCUGAGGUGCGGGGGCCGCGAUGUCCUGCGAAAGUCGGCACCAGCUCCGGGAGCCGGAGGAGCCAGGCCAUGGGCAAGGGUCUGGGGCAGCAGCGCUUAUGCCCCGCCUCUGGUGGCUGCCUAAAACCUGGCGCCGGGCUAAAACAAACGCGAGGCAGCCCCCGAGCCUCCACUCAAGCCAAUUAAGGCGGACUCGGGCCACUCCGUUACGUGUACAGCCAACGAGACCGGCCUUAAGCCGACGCCGAAUCAUGUCGAUGAGUCCAAAGCACACGACUCCGUUCUCAGUGUCUGACAUCUUGAGUCCCCUGGAGGAAAGCUACAAGAAAGUGGGCAUGGAGGGCGGCGGCCUCGGGGCUCCGCUGGCGGCGUACAGACAGGGCCAGGCGGGCCCGCCGGCCGCGGCCAUGCAGCAGCAUGCCGUGGGCCACCACGGCGCCGUCACAGCCGCCUACCACAUGACGGCGGCGGGGGUGCCCCAGCUCUCGCACUCCGCCGUGGGGGGCUACUGCAACGGCAACCUGGGCAACAUGAGCGAGCUGCCGCCCUACCAGGACACCAUGCGGAACAGCGCCUCUGGCCCCGGCUGGUACGGCGCCAACCCGGACCCGCGCUUCCCCGCCAUCUCCCGCUUCAUGGGCCCGGCGAGCGGCAUGAAUAUGAGCGGCAUGGGCGGCCUGGGCUCGCUGGGGGACGUGAGCAAGAACAUGGCCCCGCUGCCCAGCGCGCCCCGCCGGAAGCGCCGCGUGCUCUUCUCGCAGGCGCAGGUCUACGAGCUGGAGCGGCGCUUCAAGCAGCAGAAGUACCUGUCGGCGCCCGAGCGCGAGCACCUGGCCAGCAUGAUCCACCUGACGCCCACGCAGGUCAAGAUCUGGUUCCAGAACCACCGCUACAAGAUGAAGCGCCAGGCCAAGGACAAGGCGGCGCAGCAGCAGCUGCAGCAGGACAGCGGCGGCGGCGGCGGCGGGGGCGCGGGGUGCCCGCAGCAGCAGCAGCAGGCCCAGCAGCAGUCCCCGCGCCGGGUGGCCGUGCCGGUCCUGGUGAAGGACGGCAAGCCGUGCCAGGCGGGGGCCCCCGCGCCGGGCGCCGCCAGCCUGCAGGGCCACGCGCAGCAGCAGGCUCAGCAGCAGGCGCAGGCGGCGCAGGCGGCCGCCGCGGCCAUCUCGGUGGGCAGCGGGGGCGCGGGGCUGGGCGCGCACCCGGCCCACCAGCCGGGCAGCGCGGGCCAGUCGCCGGACCUGGCGCACCACGCGGCCAGCCCCGCGGCGCUGCAGGGCCAGGUCUCCAGCUUAUCCCAUCUGAACUCCUCAGGCUCGGACUAUGGCGCCAUGUCCUGCUCCACUUUGCUUUAUGGUCGGACCUGGUGAGACGUGGGACCCGCCUGAGCCCCCGCGCGACCUCACAGCUUCCCCUCUGCCCUCCGCCAAGACCACUACUCGCCCGCUGCCCCACGCGCUUCUACUUUUCUUUAAAAAAAAAAAAAAAAUCUGUUUGUGUUUAGACCAAGGAAAAUUACACAAAGACCAAAUUGCUCUGCUGGACGACUUCUUCUUCUUCUUCUUCUUCUUCUUCUUCUUCUUCUUCUUCUUCUUCUUCUUCUUCUUCUUCUUCUUCUUCUUCUUCUUCUUCUUCUUCUUCUUUCUCCUCUCCCCCUUCUUCUCUCUCCUCUUCUUUCUCCUCCUCUUCUAUGAUUUCUUCUUCUUUCUUCCUUCAUCCUUCCCCCUUCCCUUUCUCUUUCCUACCUAAAACUGGUGGAUUUUUUUUAACAUAAAAAGAAAAUUAAAACAGCCAAGCAAAUUGCAAAUUCAAGCCCUUAUGGAUUCUUUAAACAGAGAAGGACGGAGAACAAAUAUGGGGCGUCUUUCUGGUGGUUCAGAUGGGUUUCCAAGCUUAGGCACGGCACAGUUUUGGAGCCUGCUCUAAGCGACCAAAGCCCUGGACUCUAAAGACAGAAAACUUUCCUCUGGAUGCACUCUGCCAGCAAAGCGACCUUGCUUGUAAAUACCAGGAUUUUUUUUUUUUUUUUCAGAAGGGAGGACAGAAGCUGGAGCGAGGAAAGAUUCUUCAGCAUAACUACCACUUGUACUGACACAAAGAAAUACGCCCUCCCAGGCGCCCUCUGGCCCCUAGAGGUUCGGUCCAGGCUGGCCUCUCAGAAAAUUGUUUUAGGUUUGAUGUGAACUUGUAGCUGUAAAAUGCUGUCAAAAUUUGGACUAAAUGCUUAGUUUUUAGUAAUCUGUACAUUAUGUUGUAAAAAGAAACCCAGUCCCAGUCCCCAGCCCCUCACUUUUUUAAAAGGGCAUUGACAAACCUGUGUAUAUUAUUUGGCAGUUUGGUAUUUGCAGCAUCAGUCUUUUUUUUUUUUUUCCUGUUGUAACUUAUGUAGAUAUUUGGCUUAAAUAUAGUUCCUAAGAAGCUUCUAAUAAAUUAUAUGAAUUAAAAA
Messenger RNA from Meriones unguiculatus (Mongolian gerbil), 3060 nucleotides. RefSeq names its product NK2 homeobox 1 (gene Nkx2-1). The record is from RefSeq and is a predicted model, not a curated record. Lineage: Eukaryota; Metazoa; Chordata; Mammalia; Rodentia; Muridae. The transcript is spliced from 4 exons. Gene Ontology annotation, molecular function: DNA-binding transcription factor activity, RNA polymerase II-specific; RNA polymerase II cis-regulatory region sequence-specific DNA binding. Gene Ontology annotation, biological process: cell differentiation; regulation of transcription by RNA polymerase II. The coding region runs from base 638 to 1984 and encodes 448 amino acids. Gene Ontology annotation, cellular component: nucleus.